This is a messenger RNA of Xyrichtys novacula (pearly razorfish), 4540 nucleotides long. The record is from the annotation of a GenBank genome assembly. NCBI's taxonomy places the organism in Eukaryota, Metazoa, Chordata, Actinopteri, Labriformes, Labridae.
AGUUUUUAGUCCUCAUGUGUUCUCUUUUUAUAUGCCACCACUUGGCCAAAUAAUUCAGUAGCAUAAAAAAGCUCCUGAACUAAAGUCUCUUUUUAUUUUCUUCUUACUGGUUUCAUGCUUCAUGCUAAUAAGCUUUCUGUCACCAACCGGGCCAAACUCACAUGCAUCACAAACACAGCUGCUAAAAUCAUUGGUCUCCCCACACCCAACCACACAGAACUAAAUAACAAGCCCAUCACUCAUCUAGCAAACAACAUUGCAUAAGACAUCACUCACCCACUGAACCAAUAUAUUAUCUCACUACCCUCUGGGCACAGGUACAGUUUCCAGGUACCAUUAAGUUCAGGAGGGCUCGGCUGGGGAAAAGCCUGAUCCCUGCAGCCAUAGUCCCCCUGAACAGCAGGUCCGCUGAUCUGUCUGUCCGCUAUUGUGCUGUCAUAUAAGUUGUCAUUAUUGUUAUUAUUGUUGUGUAUGUCAUUUAUUGUUGGUGUGUAUGUAGUGUUCAUUGUCGUCUUAGAUGUACUGUCAGCGAAGACAAAUCUCCCUACGGGACAAAUCAAAUCGAAUUAAUCUCCAUUUUUUAUGCUUUCCUCCUCUUAGUUUUACUCUGUUACUGCUUUAUCAGGUCCUAUUUAUCUACAGUGGAUAUAAAAAGUCUACACACCCCUGUUCAACUGCCAGGUUUUUCUCAUGUAAAAAAAUUGAAUCAAGAUAAAUAAUUUCAUAAGUUUUUCCACCUUUAAUGUGACAUAUAACCUGUACAACACAAUUGAAAAACAAACAGAAAUCUUUCAGGGAGGUGAAGUAAACAACUGAGAUCAUGUGGUUGCAUAAGUGUGCACACCCUUUUAUAACUGGGGAUGUGGCUGUGUUCAGAUUUAACCAAUAACAUUCAAACUCAGGUUAAAUUGGAGUCAGCACACACCUGUCACCAAUUAAAGUGCAUCUGAUCAACCCCAAAUUAAGUUCAGCUGUUCUAGUAGCUUUUCCUGAUAAUUUUGUAGCCACAUCUUCCAGCACAAGCCAUGGUCCACAGAGAGCUUCCAAAUCAUUAGAGGGAUCUCAUAAUUCAAAGAUAUCAGUCAGGGAGGCUACUAAGAGGCCGACAGCAACACUAAAGGAGCUGCAGGAAUUUCUGGCAAGUACUGGCUGUGUAGUACAUGUGACAACAAUCUCCCGCUGUCUUCAUAUGUCUGGGCUAUGGGGUAGGGUGGCAAGACAGAAGCCUUAUCUUACAAAGAAAAACAUCAAAGCCCGGCUUAAUUUAGCAAAAAGACAUCUGAAAUCUCCCAAACACGUGGGAAAAUGUGUUAUGGUCUGAUGAAACCAAAGUUAUAUUUGGCGCAAAAUCAACACUGCUCAUCACCAAAAGAACACCAUACCCACCAUGAAGCAUGUUCGUGGCAGCAUCAUGCUUUGGGGCUGUUUUUCUUCAGCUGGAACUGGUGCCUUAGUCAGGGCGAAGGGAAUUCUGAACAGUUCCAAAUACCAGUCAGUGUUGGCACAAAACCUUCGGCCUUCUGCUCGAAAGCUGUAGAUGAACAGGAACUUCAUCUUUCAGCACGACAAUGACCCAAAGCACACAUCUAAAUCAACAAAAGAAUGGCUUCACCGGAAUACGAUUGAGACUUUGGAAUGGCCCAGUCAGAGCCCAGACCUGAAUCCCAUCAAACAUUUGUGGGGUGAUCUGAAGAGGGCUGUGCAUAGGAGAUGCCCUCGCAAUAUGUCAGAUUUGGAGCAGUUUUGCAAAGAAGAGUGGGCAAAUAUUGCCACAUCAAGAUGUGCCAUGCUGAUAGACUCCUACCCAAAAAGACUGAGUGCUGUAAUAAAAGCCAAAGGUGCUGCAACAAAGUAUUAGUUUAAGGGUGUGCAUAUUUAUGCAACCAGGUUAUUUUAACUUUUCUAUUUUUAUUUUUCCCCUUAAAGGUUUAAGUUUGUUUUUCAAUUGCAUUGUACAGGUUAUAGGUCACAUUAAAGGUGGAAAAAGUUGUGAAAAUAGUUAUCUUGCUGUCAUUUUCUUACAUCACUAAAACCUGGGAGUUGAACAGGGGUGUGUAGACUUAUAUCCACUGUAUGUCUUCAUUCUAUCUAAUUUUAUUGUUUCUUCAUAGCUUUUUUGUAUCAUUCUUUGACUAAUCUUUUCUACAGUUUCUCUGUCUUUCUGACUGAUCUUGCAUCUAAAGACCUCUUUGUCUUAAUUCAUGCUGUUGGGCUCUUGUGUUGUUGCAAGGUUCUCUUCUGAUGUUGGGUUUAUACUUAAAUUAGCAAUGCAGUGAAACCAAACACUCUUGUGCAGUAGUGUGGAGCACUUGGAGCAUUGCACCUCCCAAACUGACAACAAAAUCUAUGCAAUAAAGGACUUUUUGAGAACUGAAACAGACUUAUUUGCUGAGUUAGCAUGAUUUUGGGUGUUGAAGUCUUUUAGGGAGACGGUAUCUGUCAUUUUUUCCCAUUACACAAUUCUUCUUCCUGGUAUGUGGAUUUAGAUCGUCUCAAUCAGAUCACAUGUUCCCAGUCAGUGUGCAUGGCUGCUACAUAGCUGUCAUUAUUCAGUUUUUUCUCUGAGACCUUCAUGGACUAAAAGAGAAACCUUAUCAGCAUCUCCACCAGGGACUUCAAGAAAACAGGUACGCUAUAACACACAAAAUAAUUUACAGAGUUUGGUAUAGUGUUCUUGACAGUGUAGUUAUUGGGUAUGUUUUGGGCUGAUCUGACCCCAGAGAUGUCAGAUUCUGUUGAACCCACUGUGAAGCAGUCUAAUAAGGAGGGGUAUUAAUAAGAAAACUAAAGGGUUUUAAAAGAGUACCCCUGCCUACAAAAAGCAUUCAGUGAGAAGUGAAGGGGUUUUAAAUGAAGGUAAAGAGGUACAAAGUCAUCUUUCCACAAACAACCUCGACUAACCUGGAAAAACAACUUUUUACUUGUUAUUUUAAUAGCAGUUCUGCACAUUUAUAAGCAUAAUUCAGCAUGAAAUGUGUAACAAUGACUGGGUCUGGUGCAACUCUGCACAUGCGCAGUAAUGAGUAAAAGUAAGAGCUGAAGCUACAUGAUGGCGCUCAUCGGUGAUGGAGAGUAUCCGGUAAGUUUUAAGUAUUUAAGAAGGAUUUUGACAUACUGGAGGAGCAUUUGGUUAAAAUUGUGGAAGUGCUAUAGUUUGGAAAGUAUCUGCUUGUAUUUGGAUGUGGACCAACACUGCUUAACUUUCAGUCUGAGUUAAGUUUCUCAAUGGCAUUAGCAUUACUAGCAUGCUAAUGAGCCAAGCACACAUCGUUGCUGUUUGCCAUCAAAGUGACACGGUAUUGGCUUGUAAAUUGUCGUUUUGUAUUUUGAUGAUAUUGCAGCUUUCCACUGAGUGUGUGGACAGUGCUGAAGGAUAUCCUGGUGUUAUCGUGUACGAUGACCUGACAUUUCCCAUUUCCCCUCCACAAGUAAGAUUAUUACCAUUUAUGGUUUGUUGCAAAAUCUAAGUGCAUAAGCUAAAAAACCACUAUAAUAUUUUAACCUGCAUUUUUUUUCUCUCUUGCAUGGUCACAAUGCUAAUGUGCAGAGUGCCUCUGAUGAUGAGGAAGGCCCUUACAGGUAGGCAACUGUUUUGUUGACAGUUUUGAGUCAAAUUAAAAUACUGAAGCUCUGGUUGGUACUCCACUGGGUUGUAGUCUCCUUGCUUUACAGCUAUAACUGUUUGGACUGUUUCAGCAGUAGCUCCCUUACAAAGAAUAAACCAUGCCAACUGGCAUUAACACUGCAUAUAUGCCAUAAAUAGCAUAUAAUGCAGUGAAUUCUCAGUAACAUCUGCCAAUGCUUGAAGUUAAACCCAUUUAGCUCUCUGUGACAUUUCUUUCCUGCAGCUCUGUGCGACCUUUCCAGACAACCAGUGACGAUGGUGAUGAGGAGGGCUGGGAUCUUCCUGAGACUGAUGGCGCUUUACUAGACUGGUAUUUUUUUUUUUUUUUCCACGAAUCUCUUUAAUUUGAAUAAAAGUACAAAUAACUGUAGUUUUAUUUUAAUUAAAACAGUUCUUGUCACAAUGAUAUCACUGGUAUCAAAGCUUUUCAAACUCUUCUGUUGUGUUUUCACAGUGUUGUGGAGGAGUGGGAGGAGGAGAGUGAAGAACAUGAUCUACAAUCUACCCAUCUACAGCCAUUAGCCAUCAACAUCAAUUAAUACAGGGCAUUUUGGGUUUUGACCUAUGCAUAUACUUAUUUUGUAAUGAGUUUUGUUUUAGAUUUAACAUAUAUUUUUGUACCACUUUUGUCUGUUAUUAAAAUAUGUGACUGCUGCAGCUGAUUAGUGAUGUGGAUUCUUAAUGUGUUUGGCUUGUAAAAAGACCUUAUUCACUCCAAAUGACUAAGAGUGUGCAACUUUUGGUUUAAACAUAAUUGAACUGGAGAACACUUUUAUGAAUACAUAUUGGUGGGCAGUAGAGGAGUAGUGGUACGAUAUAGUCACAGUUUAGUGUGUAUCCUGGUAAUUAAGUCAGUUUGGUUCAUUUCAUUCAAAUCAGUUCAUUUUCAUUUCCAGUACGUCAAAGCUACAUCAG